AUGAAACCCAAGCACCAGUGGAACUUGUUAAAUGGUACAUCAAAAUUUAAAUUUACUAUUGUUCGACAUCCAUUUCGACGUAUAAUAUCCACCUAUUAUGAUAAGUUUAUUUAUCCUGAACCGUUUGAACAUACAGUGUGGACACCUAUCAAACAAAAUAUGUUGAAAACAUUAAAACAUAAAAUAUUCACGCUUAACACAUUUUUGUUAUAUAUUGUUUAUUCCAUUCAACGUAAUUUAAAACUCAACGCUCAUUGGGAACGAGUUGUAACAGUCUGUGGUUUCUGUAAAAUCAAAUUUGAUUGGAUCGGAAAAUAUGAGAAUUUUGAUGAAGAUGUCAAAAUAUUAUUAAAACAUUUGAAGAUAGAUAGCAAAAUAAGUUUUCCGUCGCAUAAACUGGAUCUAAAUCACACAAAGUUAGAAUUAGACGAUAAAACAAUGUACGAUAUGAUUAAAUCGAUUGGUAAAAAGGAAUACAAUGUACUAUUAGAUUAUUACAGGCCAGAUUGUGAGGCAUUCAAUUAUACAAUAGAAGAUUUUGAAACUAAAACUUAA
Messenger RNA from Didymodactylos carnosus, 555 nucleotides. NCBI's taxonomy places the organism in Eukaryota, Metazoa, Rotifera, Eurotatoria, Philodinida, Philodinidae. The record is from the annotation of a GenBank genome assembly.